Molecule: messenger RNA, 1919 nt
Organism: Haliotis rubra (blacklip abalone)
Lineage: Eukaryota; Metazoa; Mollusca; Gastropoda; Lepetellida; Haliotidae
Product: endoglucanase E-4-like
Exons: 12
Coding region: 39-1868 (609 amino acids)
Biological process (GO): carbohydrate metabolic process
Molecular function (GO): polysaccharide binding; hydrolase activity, hydrolyzing O-glycosyl compounds
Source: RefSeq, a predicted model, not a curated record
GGACGAACCUCAGCGAUGUGGAAUUUCAAGACUUUACCAUGUCUGCAAUGAUGUUGUUGCUGUUGGCUGCGGUGCUGGGGUUGACGUCGGCCGCCACGGACAUCAAGAUCACCGGUCACUGGGAUGGAGGCUUCAAUGGUCAAUUCUGCAUCACACUGACUCAGGAGUUGCACGGCUGGAAGGCUCACCUGGUGUUUGACCAUGAGGUCAAGACACUACAAUUGAGCCAAGCGGAUGUGGUGGAGACGCGCGACAACAACAAAGAAUUCGUCCUCAAGAACAAGGACUGGAAUAAAGAUGAACAGGUGGGACAACAGCUGUGUGUCAACUUCAUGGGCACGACUGACGGCAACGUCGACAUGAGAGGCACCGUGUUCAUUGAGAACGUCCAGGGAGGUGCCACGUUACAGCCGACACAGUCGCCGGUCCAGACACAGGCGCCGACACAGUCGCCGGUCCAGACACAGCAACCUGUGACCACGCCCGCCAGCCAGACACAGGCACCCGUGCAGUCUGGAAGUAGCUCAGCCAAGUACGACUACCAGAAAGCACUUGGUCUCUCCAUUCUCUUUUACGACGCGCAGCGAUCAGGCAAACUUCCGGCUAACAACCCCAUCCCUUGGCGAGGUGACUCCGCGCUCGGUGACAAGGGAGAUAAUGGCGAGGAUCUCACGGGCGGCUGGUAUGAUGCCGGCGACCACGUCAAGUUUAACCUCCCCAUGUCCUCCUCCGCGUUCAUCCUGUCCUGGGGGCUGUCUGUGUGGAAGGAUGGCUAUACGGCCGCGGGUCAGCUUGACCAGAUGUACGACAUGUUGAGGUGGCCACUGGACUACCUCCUCCGGUGCUGGAUCCCGAGCAAGGAGGAAUACUACGUACAGGUGGGAGAUGGCGGCCCUGACCAUGCAUACUGGGGAAGACCGGAAGACAUGACCAUGGCUCGGCCAGCUUUCAAGGUCACGGCCAGUAAACCCGGAAGUGACGUAUCAGCUGAGACGGCCGCUGCCUUUGCUAUGGGAUCUGUCGUAUUCAAAGACAAGGACCCUGCAUUCUCCGCCAAGCUGCUAAGUGCGGCCAAAACCCUGUACGACUUCGCCAAGAAGUACCAAGGUAUCUACAGCAACAGUGUCAACCAGGCCGCCGGAUAUUACAGGUCGAGUCACUUCAAGGACGAGCUGUGUACCGGAAGUGCCGUUCUGUACAAGGUGACCGGGGAGGCAAAGUAUCUAGCCGAUGCCAAGAGCUUUAACACUGACGAAGUCCCAUGGGGGUAUUCCUGGGAUGACACGAAAAUUGCAUGUCAGCUGCUGUUAUUCGAGAUCACCAAGGACGCCAGCUACAGCAAGCAGGUGGAGGCCUUCAUGACGAGCUGGAUGCAAGGCGGGUCAGUUCCCUACAGCACGUGUGGCUUGGCCAUCAGAGACAAGUGGGGCACGCUCAGAUACGCAACCAACUCCGCGUUCAUCGCCCUGAUGGCGGCCCACGACGGCAUCAACUCCAAAGUGUACCAGCAGUGGGCGGAAGGCGAAAUCGACUACGUCUUUGGGGACAACCCUUCACACAUGAGCUACCAGAUCGGCUUUGGCAGCAACUACCCCAAAAGGCCGCAUCACAGAGGCAGCUCCUGCCCCGACCGUCCGGCCAAGUGCGACUGGCAAGCCUUCAGCAACCCUGGCCCUAACCCUCAGCUCCUCAAGGGGGCUAUGGUAGGGGGUCCUGAUGCCUCCGACACAUACGCCGACAAACGGGACGACUACGUCAAGAACGAGGUUGCCUGCGACUACAACGCCGGCUUCCAGUCCAGUCUUGCAGCACUGGUGUCUCUAGAUGCGAGCAAGAAGCUGCCCCCCGCCCCUGCAGCCAAGUGUUAGAUACACAACUCGUACUGUAGACAAGAAAGAAUAAAACACAUUCUUUUGGUC